Molecule: messenger RNA, 973 nt
Organism: Chrysoperla carnea
Lineage: Eukaryota; Metazoa; Arthropoda; Insecta; Neuroptera; Chrysopidae
Product: EEF1A lysine methyltransferase 1
Exons: 4
Coding region: 183-842 (219 amino acids)
Biological process (GO): methylation
Molecular function (GO): nucleic acid binding; protein-lysine N-methyltransferase activity
Source: RefSeq, a predicted model, not a curated record
UAGAAGAAAAGCACGUGCCAUAGAAUGGAAAUCAACAAACAUAACCGUAGUUGACAAGGUUUAAAAAUGAUAAAAUUUAAAUUUUGGACCCUAUAAACAUUGAUCUCGUUGAAACUCAAAUGAAAUAAGUAUUGAAACUGAAAUUUUUUUCAACAUUAAAAUAAAUACACAUAAACAUAACCAUGGGAGAUAUAUCAGAUGAUGACGAUGUUCCAACAUUAUCUGCAGGCACUUUAAAGGCUUUGCAAGAGUUUUAUAAAGAACAAGAGGAGAAGGAAAGUCAAUUAAAUCAAACAAACGAAAAUGGUGUAGCAAAACCUAACGAAAUAGUUUUUAAUGAAGACUGGCAACUUAGUCAAUUUUGGUAUGACUCUAAUACUGUGGAAACAUUAGUUCGUGGAAUAGUUAAAUCAGUUGAACCGAAUGGAAAAAUUGCUUUAGUAUCUUGCCCAACUUUAUAUAAAAGGCUUAAAGAAGAAGCAGUCAAUUGCGAAAUCAAAUUGUUUGAAUAUGAUAAACGAUUUUCUGUAUUUGGUAACGACUUUCAUUUGUAUGAUUACAAAUCACCUUUGGAUAUAGAUAAAUCGCUUUCUAGCUAUUUUGAUUUAGUUGUGGCUGAUCCACCUUUUUUAUCCGAAGAAUGUUUGACUAAAACAGCAAUUACGAUGAAAUAUUUAACAAAACAAAACGUGGUUUUGUGCACAGGUGCUGUUAUGGCUGAACUUGCACAGCGUUUAUUACAUUUAAAAAAAUGUGAAUUUGAACCGAAACAUCAGAAUAAUUUAGCUAACGAAUUUUGGUGUUUUUCGAAUUUUGAUUUUGAUGCUAUGUUAAAAAGUUAGUAAAUGCUGUACAUGAAUGGAUACGAAUUUGUACUUGAAUUAAAAUAAAGUUUAUCCAUAUAUACUUAUUGUUUGUAAGAGGAAUCUAUUUCGUAUAUUUUUGUUGAAAUAAAAUUUUUAUUUAUAAUUUA